CAGAACAUACACAAAAACGUCAGAGAGACAUUUGUUUCUCGUUGUAAGUCGUGUAUGUUUUUGUUUAAUUAAUCAUCACGCAUAUUUAUUGAGUUUGAUACUCAGCAUAGAAAAAUUAACUAAAACCAUGGAGAAGGAAUUAGACAGAGUAAUCGAAGAGAUAAUGUCCACGCCGAACGUUAACGGUUGCCUAGUGGCGGACCACCAAGGCCUCUGCUUGGCGUCGAAGGGUGCCGCGCACGUAGACUCGGCGGGCGUUGUCGUAGCGAUAUCGGAGCAAGCCUGCAAGAUACAGCCCAACCUGAAGCCGCCAACCGUCUGCCUGGAGACCGACACCAAGCAGUGCCUCAUACAGCGGCACGGGACGAUCACGGGAGCCAUUUUCAAGCAGAAGGCUUAGUAGUACCAUAGACAAGACAAACUUAUGAUAAUUGGAAUACUUUAUUAUAUCAACAUCUAAUUCAACCAAGGAGCUCAAAAAUAUGAAGAAUAUAUUGUGAUUGUGUGAUUAGCGUUGCCGAGAUGUCCAUGUCUGGAUUUUAAUUUUUAUGUGUCCUGCCUGUGUAUCUUAUGAGAGGAUCUUGGGACUAAAGCCUAAAAAGCAGUGUCUGAGAGUAGAUAUUUUGCCAAAAUCAAUCUAAGGUUUAUUUUUGCUGUAGUUUCAGGUAAAAUUGUAGACAUGAUAUUUAUUCUGAAACUGGACAUUACCAAAAAUACUGUUUAGGCGCAGCUGAAAAGGUUUGAAGUUUUUAGGCAGAAAUUGAACCUUAGGCAGAAACUGGCCGAUAUCAAAACUUCUGUCAGCCACUAAAAAGUAAUAUUUGUUUUUAUCACAAGUCAUAGGCUUUUUAAUGUCCAUCUUUAAGGCCUAGCAAUCUUAACUAAAGCUUCAUUUUGUGUAUAAAUUUUACAUUCUUCACAUGUGUCGCUUAACUUCAAACUCAGAUAAAUCCAUUCGACCCUCUCAGCAAAUAUCUACCUUAUUACCUUUUCAUAAUACCAAAAUCGCAUAAUCUGACAGAUGGAUUUACCUGAGUUUGAAGCUAAGCGACUCAUAUAUUUUAUUAUGACACCACAUAAGUGAAAGGCAUGACUUGAUUGUUAUAUUUGUGUAAAAAUUACGAUAGAUUAUUUAUAAGGUUGAAUAUAAAAAUAUUUGUUUUAUUUAUAAAAUGUAUAAUUUAGCUUAAUUUUUGUAAUAUAAUCUAUUGUAAGUUUAUAA
Messenger RNA from Cydia pomonella (codling moth), 1222 nucleotides. RefSeq names its product ragulator complex protein LAMTOR5 (gene Lamtor5). Gene Ontology annotation, molecular function: guanyl-nucleotide exchange factor activity. The transcript has 2 exons. Bases 128 to 400 code for a protein of 90 amino acids. Gene Ontology annotation, cellular component: cytoplasm; lysosome; Ragulator complex. The record is from RefSeq and is a predicted model, not a curated record. Gene Ontology annotation, biological process: cellular response to amino acid stimulus; positive regulation of TORC1 signaling. Lineage: Eukaryota; Metazoa; Arthropoda; Insecta; Lepidoptera; Tortricidae.